AUGGAUGCCACGCUUGUCGUUACUGCGGUUUCUCCACAGGGCCUUGGCGAGCAGCCGGGACCACCUCGCCAACUACUUGGGGAGCGCCUCCCACCCGCAGUGGACGACGACCUCGACGACCUCGACGGCGACCUCUCGCUUUUGGCCAACACCCACCACGUGCUGGUCCGCCACUUCGAGCUGGACUUGGAGGUGUACCUGAGCGGCCGGGUGAUGGCGGGGACCGUCGUCCUGGCCCUCGAACCCAGAACCGGGACUCCCGGUGUCGCCCGAGACCCUGGGGACAGCCGGGCCCCGGGCCGCGGUGGGAGCGGGGAGGAUAUCGCACUGGUCCUGGACUGCCAUGGCCUGGCGGUGUCCGCGGCGGAGGAGGUGGCGGCGGCGGAGGAGGUGGCAUCCAUCCAGUUGCCCUUCGCCGUGGACCCCUGGAGCUUACGGAUCUGGAAGCCGGGGGUCCCCACGGCCUCGCUCUUCCCCCGCCUCCUCCGCAUCUGCUUCAGGACCAGGCCGCGAGGCUGCACCCUUGCCUGGACCGUCGACCAGAGCGGCAAGCCGUGCGUCUACACAGCGGGCUCGCCGAUCAACAACCGGGCCCUGUUCCCGUGCCAGGACGCCCCCGAGGCCCUGUCCACCUGGGGGGCCAUGAUCCACGCCAACACCAACCUGGUGGUCCUGACCAGUGGCGAGAAGGAGGCCCGGCCCGGCCCCAUCCACGGAGGCCGCCGCAGCUGGAGCUCAGGGGUGACCAGGCCCAUGCCCGCCUCCACCUUCGCCCUCGCCGUCGGGAGCUGGGUUCGAGUGGAGCCCCCACCCCGGACGCCCAGGCCGGCCAACCUCGGGUGGCCGGGAAGGGCGGUGCGGCCUAGUGGAAAGAGCCGGGGCCCCAGCCCCUCCGGCCGGCUUCGGCCCGCCUGCGCCCGGCUCCUGCUGCCCAUGGUCCCUCGCUGCCUCGCCACCGCCCGCGCCACCCUGGGCCCGCAUCCCUUCCGCCGCCUCGACCUCCUCGUCGUCCCCGCCAACUUCGCCAGCCUAGGGAUGGCCAGCCCCCACCUGACCUUCCUGUCUCAGAGUGUCCUGUCCAGAGGCGGGCAACUGUGUGGACCCCACCUGUGCCACGAGGUAGCCCACGCCUGGUUUGGCUUGGCCAUCGGGGCCCGGGACUGGACCGAGGAGUGGCUCAGCGAAGGCUUCGCCACCCACCUGGAAGAUGUGAUCUGGGCCAAGGCGCAGCAGCUGACGCCGGAGGAGGCCCAGGAACAGCAGGACCUGAAAGCGUCCGUCCGCUGGAUAAGACUCCGGGACGAGGUGACCAACUCACAGGAGGAGUUGCAAGUGCUGAGACCCCAUGGGGAGAAGACCGGAUGGAUGGACGAGUCUGGAGCGUCGGGCUUGAAACAUGGACUCAGUCGGGAGAAAUCUUGCCUCCAGGUGCACUAUCUGAAGGGCUACUUCCUCCUCAGGUUCCUGGCCAGCAAGGUCGGAGAGGCGAUGUACUGGACGUUUUUAAGGAGCUUCGUACAGAGUUUCAACGGCCGGCUGAUCCUCUCCCAGGACUUUCUCCAGAUGCUCCUUGAGAAAGUGCCGGAAGACAGAAGAAGGCUCGGGCUGUCGGUGGAAAGCAUCGUCCAGACGUGGCUGGACUGUCCUGGACUCCCCGAGCCGCUGCUGGCCCACAGCCAGCCCGGGGCCACCUGUCGCCUCGUCUGGCAAGUCACCGAGGAGGUGGCAAAGUGGAUCCGCUUCAACACCAGCCCCCGGAAGAGGAAGAGAGCGGAAGCCGAAGGAUUCGCCAAGGAGCUGCUCGCGGACCAGUUGCUGUUACUCCUGGAGGGCUUGCUGGAGGAGGAGGCGUCCACUUUGGCGGUCAACACACUGCAGCGGCUCCAAUGGGCCUACCAACUGCGGCAGCAGGAUGCUGAGGUCGUCCACCGCUGUUGUGAGUUUGUGGUGAAACACGGGCACGUGGCAGCCUACAAAGACGUGGAGCGCUUCCUCCUGGGCCACCAGGCUCUGGGAAUCUACUUGUACGCGGAGCUGAUGGUGGGAGAAGAUGCCAAGCAACAGGCCCUGGCACGACGCUGCUUCCACAAGCUCCAGGGACACAUGGAUCCCUCCCUGGCAGGCCUGGUCUCCCACAUGAUCUUCUGAGGAAGAGGAGGAGGAGGAGGAGGAGGAGGGGGGUCUUCCCAUCACGAGAGCCAGUUUUCCCACAAGGCCGAGCCACCGACCACCAGAGCGGAGACCACCGACGCCACUCGUCCACCGCCCAGUACAUUCAGGGGUAUUUACUGAGCGCCUCCCUGGGUGCACAGCACUGGACUAAGCGCUCCUGCACUUUGGGCCUGUCCCACGCAUGCAGCGAUGCCCACGUCCAUCCUCCUAAACCUUGAACCCAUUAUUGAGUAGGGCCCGUCUCUAUCAGU
Tachyglossus aculeatus (Australian echidna) is the source of this 2423-nucleotide messenger RNA. It is a transcript of the gene AOPEP, whose product is annotated as aminopeptidase O (putative). The transcript has 17 exons. Gene Ontology annotation, biological process: proteolysis. The record is from RefSeq and is a predicted model, not a curated record. Gene Ontology annotation, cellular component: nucleolus. Gene Ontology annotation, molecular function: zinc ion binding; metalloaminopeptidase activity. Bases 1 to 2148 code for a protein of 715 amino acids. Lineage: Eukaryota; Metazoa; Chordata; Mammalia; Monotremata; Tachyglossidae.